AUGUCUUCUUUGAAUGUCUUCGUCUGCGGUGCCACCGGUACCCAAGGAGGAGCUCUCAUUGACCAUCUCGUCAAGAGCAACGCAAACAUCCAUGCCGUAACACGAACCCCUGAUUCUGAAGCCGCUCAACGUCUCAAAGACCUCGGUGUUUUUAUCACAAAAGGUGAUUUCGACGACGAUGAAUCCUUCCGAAAGCCCAUGGCCAACUGCACCAGCCUAUUCCUCAACCUCAUGCCCAAAUUAACGGAUCUCAACGCAAGUCUGGAGCAAGCACGUCGAAUUCUCAAAAUUGCCAAAGACGCCGGCAUCAAGCAAGUCAUCUAUGCCAGCGCCACAUCCGCCGACGACCCUCGACGCCUCAAAGACUGGGAUCCGAACAGCAUCAUCAGCACCAUGAUGCUCAACAAGCAAGCCAUCGAAAAUGAAAUCCGCACUGCAGGAUUUGAGCAUUGGACCAUUUUGCGUCCGGCUCACUUCAUGACCAACUUCUUGUCCCCGAUGGCAAGGAUGUAUCAAGGCUUCACCGAAACUGGAGUAUUCACCACUGCUUACACCCCCGAUACUGUACUGCCAAUGGUGGAUCCCCACGACAUUGGAACAUUUGCUACAGCCGCUGUACUCGAUCCUGUUCGGUUCAAUCAACAGGGAAUUCCAAUCGCAUCGCAAUUUUUGGGAGUUGAGGAUCUGAUGCAAUCUAUAUCUCGUGCGACUGGAAGGAAGUUGAAGGUUGUAUACUUAUCCGAGGAGGAGGUCAAUUCGCAGAGGGCAACCAACCCUUUCAUUGCUGGCCAGCACAUGGCACGCGGUAUGGCCUCAUUGGUGGAUCUGGAGGAGGUCAAGAAAUGGAACUUGCCGCUGGGAACUUUCGAGGAAUUUUUGCAGCGUGAAAAGGAAAGGGUUGACGCGACAUAUCUAUAG
This is a messenger RNA of Penicillium brevicompactum, 918 nucleotides long. RefSeq names its product NmrA/HSCARG family protein. Lineage: Eukaryota; Fungi; Ascomycota; Eurotiomycetes; Eurotiales; Aspergillaceae. The transcript has a single exon. The record is from RefSeq and is a predicted model, not a curated record. Bases 1 to 918 code for a protein of 305 amino acids.